Messenger RNA from Carassius gibelio (silver crucian carp), 2328 nucleotides. It is a transcript of the gene cabp1a, whose product is annotated as calcium binding protein 1a. Lineage: Eukaryota; Metazoa; Chordata; Actinopteri; Cypriniformes; Cyprinidae. The transcript is spliced from 7 exons. The coding region runs from base 222 to 1379 and encodes 385 amino acids. The record is from RefSeq and is a predicted model, not a curated record. Gene Ontology annotation, molecular function: calcium ion binding.
CGUCCUACCAGAAUAGCGCUCAUACCGCCUCACGGAGCAAUCAGGUGGCACCAACUCCAAGAGGAGAAGAUCUCGACAGCAUCAUUUCAAGCACAACAUGACAUCGCAGAUCGUUCCGAUGUACUCUCAGCACUCCACACCGGGCUAUUAUAUUCAAACGAUAAUAAAGUGACACCUCAGAAGUCAGCCUUUACCUUCAGGGGCAUUUUACUAGGCUGAGGAUGAGUUUCACGCUCCCCAAAAGCGAAUCGACGACCUCUUUACUGAGAUCCUCCGCACCGGCCAGGAGCAUGGCUCAGCCGCCCGAUCAUCCCGGAGCCCGGCGGAUACACCAUCAGCGCUCCGCGGCGGCAGCGGCAUCUGGAGCGGAGACGGCGGACUGCGAUGCGAGCUCGCGGAGACCCCUUUGUCACCCCUCACUGGUCGGUACCCGAAAUAGCGCAGAGAAGAGCCACCCACAACACUCCCACUCCCAUGGACACGCUCUUUCCACGGCUCACAGUCAGGAGGACCUGUCGGAGCUUCCAGGUGGAAGAGAGCGCAAGACUGACAGGCGACACCACCACCAUCAUCACCACCACCACCACCACAACCGUCAUCAUCACCAUCACCGCCACCGGUCCACACGGGACGACCUGCCUCAGGAGCCCCGACCCAAGCACUCUCACGCCGCUCGUAUGCCCACCAGAACUCAGUCUUUCUCCGAGUCCAGGGACGAAACGGCUCUCUUUUUCGGAUCACCUCAACUGGCUCGACCCGGGUCUUCAUCGAGCAGAGAGGCGUGUCCAGCCUCCACCGCCUCAUCCUCUCCGGUGCCCGCGUCCUCCAGCCGCUCCUCCCGCAGAUCGAGGAGGUCCAGCGCUGCAUCUUCGGAAGCGGACUUCAACCUGCGGCCGUUCCUCAGCUCCGUGUUUGGACAGAAUCGAGAAUUAAGACCAGAGGAGAUUGAUGAGUUAAAAGAAGCGUUUAAGGAGUUUGAUAAAGAUAAAGAUGGCUUCAUCAGCUGUAAAGACCUGGGGAACUGCAUGAGAACCAUGGGCUACAUGCCCACCGAGAUGGAACUAAUAGAACUAAGCCAGCAAAUCAACAUGAACUUAGGUGGCCACGUGGAUUUCGAGGACUUUGUAGGGUUGAUGGGACCUAAACUCCUAGCAGAGACAGCAGACAUGAUUGGGAUAAAAGAGCUGAGAAACGCCUUCAAAGAGUUUGACACAAAUGGAGAUGGCGAAAUAAGCACAGGAGAGCUAAGGGAAGCUAUGAGGAAGCUGCUGGGACAACAGGUUGGUCAUCGAGACCUAGAGGACAUAUUGAGGGAUAUUGACUUGAAUGGAGAUGGCCGAGUAGACUUUGAAGAGUUUGUGCGAAUGGUGUCCCGCUGAGAGGGCAGCGUUCAUAUGGUGUCUGCAACAGAAGAAAGUGAGAUGCUGUACUGCUUCCUGCUGGUCAAAGCAGACAGACUAUUAGACUACUGCAAGAAAAGCCUUGCUGAGCCUGUGCAUGGUAUAAAAACGGAAAACUGGACUUUUUUGGGGUUGGGGGGUGGGGGGGGGGUGGUCAUGCACACAUAAAAACAAAAAAAAGUAUACACUUAUACUGUAGCCAAGAGUCUCUGCACUUUCAACCAUGCAAGACCAAACAAUAUUUGUUUUUUACACGCACAUCUGAAAGAGUGUACCAUGCGUGUUAAUGUCAAUAUUACAUACAGUGUUAUCUCUGUUGUCCUGUGCAUAUGUGUCUCUGAGUAAGGUAGCUGAGAGAAAACGAUGUUUAAACGAUGUUUUCUUUUGUUUGCAGUAUAACGGUGUAAAUUAAUUGACUUCCAGAUAAUUUGUUAUAUGUCAAGCUCAGCUACCUAACUCCAUUUGUUUUUACUCUAUUAUUGUCUAACAGUUGCCUGUUUCUAUUCUAAAAUCACAGUGCAUGCAUUAAAAAAAAUCAACCACUGUGCAAGAUGAGACUUAAAUGGAAACCAAAUUAAUUUUAAUAUAUCACUGAAUGGUUUAUAAGUUUAGAAAUGUUUGAUUCACUAUUUUUAGUUAUCAUGGCAUACUAAUUUCAAGAGCACAGUUUCAUGCCACACAGGCUCUUUUGACUCAAUGCAGAACAUCGAGAUAUAACAAACAUUCAAAACCUGACCACUAUAAGUUUAAGAAAUAGAUUUAUUCAUUUGAAUUGAGCCUCUUUAUGUCUGUUUGUGUGACCGGUGUAAGAGACAUCUUCUGUCUUAAUUGUCAUCUGACCAAAUUCUUGCAUGCCAAAAAGACCUUCCUAUGUAUUAAAGUGGUUUUAAUACAUUGCAGCAAAAUAAAACUGUGUCAAGUAAUAGCA